This is a messenger RNA of Anarrhichthys ocellatus (wolf-eel), 4483 nucleotides long. RefSeq names its product mucolipin-1-like. Gene Ontology annotation, cellular component: lysosomal membrane; plasma membrane. The transcript is spliced from 13 exons. Bases 231 to 1916 code for a protein of 561 amino acids. Gene Ontology annotation, molecular function: NAADP-sensitive calcium-release channel activity. The record is from RefSeq and is a predicted model, not a curated record. NCBI's taxonomy places the organism in Eukaryota, Metazoa, Chordata, Actinopteri, Perciformes, Anarhichadidae.
UUUUUCCAAGAGGCUUCAGCGCAGACGUCACGUGGCGGAGUCACGUGGUUACCAGGAAGCUGCGCUGUGUUUACCUUAUGUGUCAUCCCAAACACUGCGACGGCGAGCAUCCUUUUUCAGACGUGAUGAACUCCGACAAGCUUAAAUGUUAUAUCUAUGAAUUCUCUCGCUGAUCGAUAUCCGUGCCGAUAAUGUCCUCCAUCUCCCCCGUGUGAUCGUUCGACACCACCAUGGCAUCUCCGAGCUACACCUGCAUCCACGACGGGGCCACAGAGAAGGACAGGCUCCUCUCCUCCGUGGCCAACUAUGGGAGCCCUCGUCCCACUGCUCUGGAGGGCUCCGAGGCCCCUCACAAGCAGGGGGAGGAGGAGGAGGCCCUGAGGAGGAAGCUCAAGUACUUCUUCAUGAGCCCUUGCGACAAGUAUCACGCCAAAGGACGCAAGCCUUUCAAACUGGGCCUGCAGCUGCUCAAGAUCAUCAUCGUGACUGUGCAGUUGGUGCUGUUCGGGCUGAGCAACCAGAUGGUGGUGACAUUCAAAGAGGAGAACACGGCCACGUUCAAGCACCUUUUCUUGAAGGGUUAUCAGGACGGAGCUCCGCAGGCCGUCCACACGCAGGAGGAGCUGUACAGCCGCAUCCACUUUGCCAUAGAGCAGUACAUGGCUCUACCUCAGAUCUCACUGGGGCAGUAUGCAUACGUGUUGGGCGUCGGUGUAAAAGGGAGUGCGCUCUCCCUCUGCCAGAGGUAUUACAGGAGGGGCACCAUCGACCCCGUCAACGACACCUUUGACAUUGAUCCCCAUGUCGACACCGAAUGCAUUGGACUGAAUCCACUGACUGACAAUUUCGCUCCAGGAAACAGUGACUACAGGAAUUUCACUCUCAACAUUUACAAGCUGAUCAACGUCACGAUUGACUUCCAGCUGAAGGCCAUCAACAUUCAGACGAUUAUAAACAAUGAAAUCCCUGACUGCUACACCUUUGCCAUCAUGAUUAUCAUGGAUAACAAGGCGCACAGUGGCAAAGUUAAGAUCAGUCUGCAGAACCAGGCCUCCAUAAAGGAGUGCAAAGACCCCAACGUGUCUGGACACGCGGAGAGCUACGCCCGGGAGUUCCUCGAUGUGCUGGUAGCGUUCGUCUGCCUGCUGUCCCUGCUGCUGUGCGGGCGCUCCAUCCUCAGAGGCAUCGUCCUGCAACACGAGUACGUGCAGUUUUUCAAACGCAGUCUCGGCCGCAGCGUGAGCUGGGAAGAGAGAAUGGAGUUCAUCAACGGCUGGUACAUUCUGCUCAUCGUCAGCGACAUGUUCACCAUCAUCGGCAGCUUCAUCAAAAUUGGGAUUGAGUCCAAGAAUUUGUCAUCAUAUGACAUGUGCGGGAUCCUGCUGGGCACCUCCACUCUGCUGGUGUGGGUGGGAGUCAUCCGCUACCUCAGCUUCUUUCAGAAAUACAAUAUCUUGAUCGUGACUCUGAGAGCUGCGUUUCCUAACGUGAUCCGCUUCUGCUGUUGUGCAGCUGCCAUUUACAUGGGGUACUGCUUCUGUGGCUGGAUUGUGCUGGGGCCCUAUCACACCAAGUUCCGCUCCCUGUCCACGGUGUCGGAGUGCCUGUUUUCUCUGAUCAACGGGGACGACAUGUUUGUGACUUUCCACGAGAUGGAGAGGAGCGGCACGCUGGUGUGGAUCUUCAGCCAGGUCUACCUUUACACCUUCAUCUCCCUCUUCAUCUACAUGGUGCUGUCCCUCUUCAUCGCGCUCAUCACCGGAGCCUACGACACCAUCAUGGCUCAAACACAGGAGCAGGUGCGAGUCAGCGAUCUGCACACGUUCAUUGCAGAGUGCACGGACACACCCAGCUCUGGCAAGUUCCGUGGGCCCGAGGGGUCGUCGUGCUCCUUCCUCUGCUGCUGUGAGUGGUGAGGAGGAGGAGGAGGAGGAUGCGCAGAGGGAGUGUGUGUGUGUACUAUAUAGCACUAUAUUUCCACUUUAGCUGUCUACAGUGGUGCUCCUUUUUCCCCCAAACACCCAGCAGGGACGAGCCUUGAACAGACUGACCUUAGACCACGUUGUCCUCCAUUAGAAUUUUGCAUUUAGAGUUGUACUCAAACAGUCACGAGCUCCAUUACCUGCUUGGGCUUUUUGCACCGUAUGAAUAUUUUAUUGUCUCUUUCUGACAUGUCAGUUUGUUGGGGCUUUGAUGACCAGUAGACGCGUAAUGCCAGUAAACGUAUUCAUCGCUGUAGACUGGACAACUAAGGGUCAACUAAGUAAGCUGGAUGUGCAUUUUUACUUGAAUGAUGCUCUUUUUAGUGUCCACAUGGCUACCUAGGUUACAGGAUUUUUUUAUUUUUGCCUCUUGAUUAUGUAAAUACGUGUAUUUCCUCUGACUUGACAUAGUAAAAGUACAAUGGACUCAAUAGAGGGAGAGGCAAGCUGAAAAAAAGAGGGGAUCAUAAACCGCAGCAUACGCAUUAGCUCCUGUAACGUUUUCAGUCGAGGCUCUUCCUCCACUCCCCGUUUUCAUUCUUUUUACACAAGGACGAGCCCUGCAGCCAACCAGUUAGUCAUCAAUAUGUAUGAACUGUUUCUGCUGUGAGCAAUGCGCUGUGAGAUGGAGCCUUCUCGCUGUUCGACUGCAGAGUGCUGCGCUGCACAAUAACAUUUCUACAGAAAUCCAGGAUGCAAACAACCUCAAUGAGCUGCACGUUGUGCUAGACAAUGCGGCCCCAUAGAGAGGUGUGAAGUCCCGCUUAUUCCGGUGUCCCCCGUGGGACCUUAUUUUGGAAACAAAUAUGUACCAUAGUCAACGGCAAGAGACAAAUAUUUGUUUGAGCCUGUUUGAAUUGUGUCAUGAGUUUGUCAAUUCAAAAUAUAAUUGUGCACGUCAAGAAACUUGCAGUUUUUCGUAGAUUUGUCGUAGUAUUGUUUAGUUUUGUGUGAAACCACAUCUCUCGUCUCGCACGAUGCACGUCACCAACACGGUCGUUAUCUUGGCUAGCUAGCUAGCGAGCCGCUGUAGCUAGCCAGCUAGCUAGGUAACUUAGCUAUAUUCAUGCACAAAUGUAGGUUUUCUUUCCUCAUGUGUUUUAGCUAAGAGAGUUGUUGAUAUUUUAUACGAUGUGUGUAUAAUGUGACUCUUUUUAUCUGCCGGGAAGCGAAAGAAUGAGCGAGACCCGUUGUUGGUGCGAGUACAUGCUGGUACAAAACACACCGACAUCGUAGCUUCAUUGAGAGACGUCAUUUACACGACUUUUGGCUGUGUAGUCUUUGUAAUUACUCCAACAGUUUUAUGACCAAAUGCAACUUUCUUAACGUUCAGAAUUAUCUUUUAAACUGGCAGCCAUUUUGAAUGUUUCUGUAUUGUCUAUAAUGCCGGAGAGCAGUAACUACAGAAACAGUGGAGCUGAGAAAAUAAUGUUCGAAGUAUAAAGGCUCUUAGCCAAAUUGUGGAAAAGAUGUAUGAAUUAUACAACCUUUCUUAUGAUGCUGAUUUUAACCAUUAUUAGCCAUUAUCAACUAGCGCAGGGAAAACACAUCUACAAGCAAAAUACGCUAUUGAUUCUUUUUCAGCUGUCUCUUCCAUUUGAACUGAUGAGCUAGUUUAAUAAAUCAACUAAAACACCUGUAAAUAAGUGAUAAACAUGUAGUUUAACCACAUGAAAACACGGAAAUCCCCUCAUCGAGAUGGCAGGUAUGGCUACUAUGCUAAGCUAGUUUAUCUGAACAACUGGGUACAUUAGCUGUAUGAUCAUUUUUAUGGAAAGGUAAGAAAUGCAAAAGUCAGAUUUUGACCAAGUAUGUGAUUUAGCUUUGUAGGGUUGUACGUAGGCAGCUUAGAGAGUUGCUAAUAUUUUAUAUGAUGUGUCAGACUCGGACACUGUCAGUGCACUGACAUUGAAGCCAUGUGUGAGAGGGUAAUCACUCUCUUUUUAAUUUUUUUUAUCUGAACGAGAAAGGGCAUAUCUACAAACCAGCGGUUCUUCAUUCAUCUUCUGAAAAAAGGAAAAUUAAUAUUCAGAAUAUCUUAUAAUAGAAACGUGCUGCACAAAGAAAAAGAAAAGGCACUGCUCAAUGGAUGUUUCAGGACUAAAGGGUACUGUACAUUUUAGUUAUUGUUCACUGACAUGCCAAUUUAAAUGAAUCAUUAUUGUUUACAACCACAACAUGCAUUUACCUUUAAUGAAUGUUUAUUGACACAUACUUAUUUGCACUUAACGAAGACUGAUUUAAAUGUGUCACAUGGGAGCAAAGCACUGUGUAUGUAACGUGUUCUCCUUGUGGUAAGGUUAUUUUGUGCCAUUUUAAUUUAAUGGUAAAUUUGCAUUGGUGUUCUUGUAUUUUGCAUGCGGUCUUAAUUAUUUUUUAAGUUAUGGCUGAAAAGGGAGUUUCUCACUUCCUGUAAAGGCGUUAUUUAUUAAAUAUUUUCUGUGAAGAUGCUGCUUCUGAAAGCAAGUACCUGUAGAUCAAAUAAAGUGGAAAGACUCAAA